AUGAAGAAGCAAGGGGAAGAGGUAAAGGACGAGUUAAGAAAAGUGAGUCAAAAGUGGGCAGAAUGGGAUCAAUUAUGGAAUGGAGAGAAAGAAAAGGUGUGGAAUGAAUUGGAAUGUAUAGAAAAUAGGCAGAGAGAGAGAGAGAAUGAGGAGGUUAGGAAAAGGGACAUGAAACUGUUAGAAGAGAGAGAGAGAGAGAGCAAAAUAGAACUAAGCAAUAAGUCUAAGAUGGGAGAGAAAGGCAGUAUGGAAGAAGUGAGAGAGUGUGAGGUGGUCAAGCGUGAGCAGAAUGAAAGGUGGCGCUUGAGACUGAUUGAGGCUGAAAGGAGAAUGGAAGGGGAAGAGAGAGCGAAAAGGAAAAAGAACAUAAUAGUGAAGGGUUUUAAAGUGGACAGUGAAAGGGCAGAGGAAGAGAUUAUGAAGGUGAUGAGAGACAUCGGCGCGCAAUUCAGACUGAUAGAGAUACGAAGAUUAGGAGGGAAUAAAGAGGGCAGAGAAUCUAUGUUUUUAGUGAACUUGGGGAGUGAGCAGGACAAAAAUGAAGUUAUAGAGAAAAAGAAGUUGUUGAAAAGACGAAAUGAAAGAAUCGAAGAAGAUCUGAUGUGGCGGAAAAAGAGAAGAAAGUUGCUAAUCGAGCGAAAGACAUGGGCUGAGAAGUGUAAUGGUAAUAGGGUAAGAAUUGAACGAUAA
Messenger RNA from Belonocnema kinseyi, 690 nucleotides. RefSeq names its product trichohyalin-like. NCBI's taxonomy places the organism in Eukaryota, Metazoa, Arthropoda, Insecta, Hymenoptera, Cynipidae. The transcript has a single exon. The record is from RefSeq and is a predicted model, not a curated record. Bases 1 to 690 code for a protein of 229 amino acids.